Spodoptera exigua (beet armyworm) is the source of this 2159-nucleotide messenger RNA. The record is from the annotation of a GenBank genome assembly. NCBI's taxonomy places the organism in Eukaryota, Metazoa, Arthropoda, Insecta, Lepidoptera, Noctuidae.
CACGAGUGUGCGUCGCCUCGGUAGAUAUCAGUUGAAUUAUUCGGCUAAAAUGCCCUGGCACGGGCAUACGUAGUCGUCGGUCCGCCAUUACGACGCAGCCGAAGACACGUUCGUCGUAUUUAGUUAAAUAUUUUCGUUUAUAAAUGAGUAAUAACGCUCAUGAACUAAGUAAUCGACUACUGAAUGCGUUGGAUAACAAUUACAAUGUUGUCGACAUGCAUACUGUCCACGAAAUUAUAUCCAUAUUGGAGAGAAUCAAUAUCACAAAAGAGCUGCUGGAGACCACCCGACUGGGUAAACAUGUAAACGAGCUCAGACGGAAGACGACGGACCCGAGCCUCGCGCGCCGAGCCAAGGUGCUGGUCAAGCGGUGGCGGGACCUCGUCAUACCCACCGUUGCAUCGCCCGGACACACAGGUUCAAACCGUUCUUCAGCAGAGCGGCAGGUGCACAGACGUCUCGGCGGCACCCCCCUCACGUCGCCGGCACUCUCCCGGGUACCUAUACAUCAAGUGGUCAGUCCGGCAGUAAAUAGCCCGCGACCGCCGUCCAGACCGGCAUGGGGAGGUUACGAGUCGGACUCGCAGGAUGUGAUCCUGGUGGACGACGAGCCCCCCGCGGCCGCGGCCCCGCCCGCCCCGCCCGCGCCCUCCCUUCUAGCACACACACACAAACCUAGCACGCCACCUGUAAAAAGGCCACCCUCCCCGGAACCAUUGUACGAUGAAAAGAAAGCGAAAAGAGAUAAAAAACCUAAGAAAAAAAGAGGGCACAGUCGCGCUGGCUCGGGCACGGAAGCGACGGGUCCCGUGUCGGUGGGGGGCCCGGUGUUGCCGGCGGGGCCCCCGCUGGGGACCCCCGGGUCGCUGGGCCCCGCGGCCGCCGCGCCCGGCGCCGCCAGCUGGGCGGGCCGCAACGGCACCUCGCACGAGCGCCGCCGGAACGGUACCAAGCGCCAUGCGUUGGAUUCUUACGCUGCGCUGGUCAACCGUAUGCCUCCCGCUGGUGCUAAGAAGGUUAAAACGACAAAGGAGCUGUUGGAACAGAUACAGUCGCGCGGCAGUAAGCAGGCCGCGUCGCCUGGCUCACCGCGCUCCCCCGCCUCGCCUGACGUCAUGCUCAUAGAACCAGACACGUUCGUGAAGGCGGAGUCCCCGCUGCGGAACGGAGGCACGACGCCACGAUUGCCGUCUCCGUCUCCGUGCGCGUCCCCCGCGCCCCCACUGUCCCCGCUGGAGGAGCCGCGCGAGGAGCUGGAGUGCACGUGCGAGGAGGACUCGGAGGACGCGGCGUGCCCGCUGGGCGGCGCGCGGCGCGUGGAGGCGCGGCACGUGCAGGCGCUGCACCACGCGCUGCUGCCCGGCGUGAACGGCACGCGCGCGCCCAGCCUGCCGCAGCGCUUCGCCGUGCGCGCCGCGCCCCAUCCCACGCGCGACGGGCUCUUCGCCAGCGUCGUGCCGCUCUACAAGUACUCCGACUACGCGGACGACUACUGCGUCAAGAACAUGGCGCGCGUGCCGCUCUGCCCGCACCUGCCCUGGACAGAGUUCGCCCCGCCGCCGCCGGACCUGCCCCCGCCGCCGGAGCCCCCGCCGCUCCGGCCUUACCCGCCGAUCGAGCCCGAUCCCCCGGAGCCCGGCGAAGAGGGCGAGCGGGACGAGGCGGACGCCGAACCCGACGUGAAGCGGGAGCCCGACGUGAAACGGGAACCCGAGGAGCGCGCGGAGGUGGAGGCCGAGAUGGUCGGCGUGCCCACCCUGGAGCCGAGCGAGAGACUGAAGGCGCCCCUGCUGUCGCCCGAGGAGGAGUCGCAGCUGGGCGUGGCGGCGCGCUCGGCCUCGGCGGCGGCGGCAACGCAGCAGUUCGCGGCGGCCGCGCCCGUGCACCGCAGCGUGCCGCGCACGAGAGAGGGCUCGCUGCUGGCGGCGGCGGCGGCGGCGGCGGCCGCGGCGCCCUACAGCUACGCGCAGCUGGACGCGGCGCCCGUGCUGGGCCGCGCGGCGCUGGCCAGCGACGCGGCGCUGGCGGCGGCGCUGGCGGGGGCGCCGGCGGAGCGCGACGCGCUGGGUCGGCCGGCGCGGCCGGCGCGCUUCGCGGAGUGGCACGAGAGCGCGCGGCUGGGCGACCUGGUGGCGCUGCCGUACGUGGUGCUCGACUGA